AUGCCUGCUUUUCCCGUGCGGGUGGCGGACGACCAGCGCUACUUUCCUCUGGCGAGUCUGUCUAUUUAGGCUGCGCAUCACUAGCAUCCCUGCUUUGAGGGCCGUCUGAGAAAUGGGAAACAGCCAUAAGACAGCCCUGUGUGUCUUGCGGUUGGUUGUGGGGAGAUGACUAUGAUCUCUCCUCGGUCUUACUGGGAAGGAUAUGUCGAUCAGCGGGCUGGGCUUUCGUUGGGAAAUGCCGUGCAAUUAAGAAAGACAGGUAGUUUCCUACCCACAUAAUCAGACAAAAACUGACCGCUGAUAAUAAAGUCCCGUUUUCAAUAAAGCUUUGUGACUGAGAGUGCAAUCCUUCUCAGAAGAAUGCCUGAUUGAGUUGAAUAGGUCUUGGUCGCUAACAAAUGCGUAUAGGUUCGCAGCUUAAACCUGAAAACCAUGCCCCCUCCUGACUGUGAUCUCUUAUAUAUAACGCAGUGGCCAGCAGCGGGGCAGAACAAGAAGUGGAGAACCUCUCCGGCCUGUCUUCGAACCCCGAAAAGGCUAUUUUUGUAGUUCGCGAAAAUGGAACGACCUGUCUUAUGGCGGAAUUCGCGGCGAAGUUCAUCGUUCCCUAUGACGUGUGGGCCAGCAAUUAUGUAGAUGUAAGGAUCUUGCGCGCGAGUUCUCGCUUGCCCCAUCUCUCUCCAAACACGCACGCACACCGACUCCACCAACUUUGUGCAUUUUGUCAUCCAAUAAAAGAGCCGGAAGGUUUAGCUUUAGUAUUUCUGAAAUGUUUGUUGAUUUGAAAUACUGUGUGACUGAGAGGGAGGGAGAAGCAGGAAUAAUCUAGAAUAUGAGGAUCCCAAGCAUGUUUCGCCUUAGUUCUUGCCUGAUGUUGCUAAGGUAAUGCAGAUCCCCAGCUCCCCACACACAAGAAGAAAAUUAAAAAAACAACAACCCACACCGAAUUUGCAAGUAGUUAAGCUUGGAAUGAGAAAAGAUUGUACUCGGAGAAUAAACGCCCCCGCUCUCUCGCUCUCCCACCCCAAGGAAUGCUGGCUCCUAUCUAUUGCUGGGGAUUCUUGGGUUUAAUGCUUUUAUAAGUGCAUAAAACUUGCUUUUUCAUAUGGGAGUGGAAAAGAGAUCUGACCAUAUCUAACUGCCCAUCUUGAUCCUCCGGGACGGGGAGGCGGGUGGUGGUGGAGAGAUUAUGGGCAAUUAUUCUACCUGGCUGUGAACAGAGAAAUCCGCUCAUUUCUAUGACCCCGCACACACCUGUAUUCAUUCCAUCUGUUGUGGGCUGUUGUUAUAGCAGCAUCGGGAAAAGGGGGAUGUCGACUCCUCCAUGUUUCCCUUGACAGUCUCUUUGAGAGCCUUUUGCCUCGGAUAAAAUCCUUAAUAAAGGUUUUUUUUUGGGGGGGGGGAGGUCGUUGAACUUCGGGGUGCGGGGAGGUCGUUGGACUUCUCCGUUGACUGAGCCUGUUGUGCCCUUGUGUCCAGCUGAUCACAGAGCAAGCCUACAUCCCGCUUUCCCGGGGAGCAGAAGAGCAGGGGAAAUGCGGCAGCAACGAAGCCGAACUCCAGAUUUUUUGGAUAGACAAAGCUUACACCCUGCGACUUUACUUUGUCAAGGUAAAUAAUGGCGACCGCAGGGUCACCCGCGUAGGAGCCCAGAAACUCAGGAAGAGUCAAAGGAGUGGGGAUGAGAGACGGAAGGAAAUAAAGGGGAGAGCAUGAGAGAGAAGAUGAGAGGCAGAGAAAACGGGCGGUCAAAAAACACCAGGAUGGCAUUGUAUUUUAUUUUUCUAGUUCGCACAGUAUCCUUACUAAAGGCCCACGAAGCGGUUAUUUCCCCGCAGCUUCUAAGUUCUUUCAUGCCAUGACAGAUCUGAGCAGCAUUUUUAUUUAUUGGGAGGGCGCAGGGUUCCCAAAGCUCAACCCAAGUUCUCACCAAGCCGAAACGGGAUGCGGAGGGUCCCAAGGGGAUGCGUCCUUAAUAUCAUCCGUUUGUCUUUCCGUCUAUCUCUCUCUAUCCGCCCCCCCUUCCCUUCCCUUCCCCCGGUCUCCUCCAUCUCGAAAUCGACAGGAGGGUCGCAACACCAGCACAGGGCCCGAGGCCUGGUGGAAAAUGAACAAAGUCCAGUUCGUCUACGACAGCUCCGAGCGCACCUACUUCAAGGACGCGGUUAACCGUAAGUCCUGAUGUGCUAUGAGAGAGAGAGAGAGAGAGGCCUAGGAAAAUCUAGAGAGCGGGUUUGUUUGGUGGCAGCGGAUCAGGAGAGGAAGAAGACGACCUGGAAUUCUCCAUCACCUUCUUUGGAAAAGCGCGGGGGGGGGGCUGUCUGGGCUAGGGUUUGAGUACACAACACAGAGCACAACACAGCGAAAUGCAGUCUUGAUUUUGUGGGCUCUUCAAGUCCGGAUUGCAACCCCGGCCUUUGCUUCUUUGUGCCAGCUCGCUCUGCUUUCACACGGAGCGUCGCUUCUCUCCGGUUUUUUGUCCGCUUUGCCUACCUUAGGCUAGAUUCCUCUACACCCCCAAGCCCGCACUGCGGAUAAAAACCGCAUCCCUUCACCUCAAACCACCCUCCUUCCCUUGGGUGGAUUGAGCACAUGCCCGGAUUCGGGUGGAUUUAGGCGCUGAAUCCCCGCCUUCUCUCUCCCCCUCCCCGCCUGCCUUGUUUCUCAGCGCUCUCCUGGAAGGUAGGUCCCUUUCCUGUGCGCAAAAUCGACUUAUUUCAAGAGGCAUCUUUCUUCUGCCUUUGGGCCGCCUCGAAACAGUGAACAAGGCCACGCUUUUCAGGAGUGAACGAUUCGACAGAUUAGAAGCCGAUUUCUGUCAGUUCGGAGCCUUUUGAAACGAAGGGGUGGCCCGACACGUUACAAAGAACCGCGGGUGCAAUCCGAUGCCUAUUUACCUGGGAGUAAGUCCUGCUCAACUCAAGGGAGUCUACUGUGUUAUCAUUGCCUAGGAUUGCGUUGUGCGGCUGCGAUCAAACUGAACUCAGUAAGACUCGCUUUGUAAGGAAACGUUCUUCCCUUCGGGCUGCAAGUCUGGUCUAUGCGCACCUUUCAACAGAUAGGGCUUGCUACAACGGUUUCUCCGAAGACCAAAGCAAUAAAUUAAUUAAAUGUAAAUACAAAAAACCCUCCGAUAGAGUUGCCUUUCUGGCGUGUUAAGAAGAAAGUGCAAAAUGGUAAAUUAAAAACCAAAAGCUACAUGCUACUACUCAUCGCAGGAAGAAAAGACCACAUCGGUUAUUUACAGCAACGUGCCAGAACUAAAACCGGGGGGAAAUAUUAUUAGGAAAAUGAAAUGUGCUCUUAACUCACAAAUUAAAACUGGUCUCCAUUGGCACUGGUCUCCAUUGGUAAAGGUGAUCCAGUGAAAGCUUUAAUAGAUGGAUUUGCUGCCUAUAUGAUUUGUCUCUUGUACCUAUAGUUUAGGCUUCGUUGGUAAAGUAUUUUUGAGUUUUACAGACUCAGAUUUGCAGGUAUGGGUGAAUUUCAUGCUCUUAUUGCAAGCACUUCAGAACGUAGAGACUGGGCUCCUAAACCUGUCUUCAAAUGUAAAUAACAAAACCAACUCCUAUUGUUUUUCUUGUUAUUGCUUGGACUUUGGGACUGUUCUUUCUAAAUGCUCUUUUUUAAAAAAAACCGAAGCCACCUCAGUUUUCCCUUCACUGAAAUGGUGGUGGUGAUUGCUUCAUCCUGAAUACAUCCAAAUGCCCUAGAAGAUGUGGGCAGCUUUUGGUGUAGUUUGUCUGUUGAAGAUGAUUCUGUCUCAUUUUCUAGCAUUACUCUCUCAAGCUGAUCUUAGAUGUUCUCCUGCUGCCUCUAUUUGUUGCUGUGUAUAUCUGCAGUGCAGGAUGUUCUGCAAGAGAUUGUCUGUGGCUCCCCCCAUCCUGGGAUCCCCCCCCCUUUUGUCGCAUUGAAGCAAACAAAAGUCACAUCCACUGUUCAUAAAUUUCAUCGCUUUUGAAUAUUUCCUGAUAUUCAGAAAUUGAAGCCAAAGUUUUAUUUAUCUCCUUCCUAAGUAUAAAUUGUGCUGAAAGUCAUAUUCAUUUUAAAAUAAAGUAUAGGAGGGAAAUCAUGAUUGAUUUUCAAAAGGGUCUGAAAAUCUACCAUCUGCACUAAUAAAUUUACUGGGAAUUGUCAUCACAUGCAAACAUAGAUUAGCUGUGGGUUUUUUAAAAAAUAUUUAAUUUUUGAAGGUUUAAAGUGCAAUCUUAGAUGUUCCUCCUCAGAAGUGAGUCUCAUUGACUUCAAAAGAAUCAUACUCCCAAGUAAAUGAGCAUAGGAUUGCAGCUAAAGGGUUCAAGCCAGAGAAAGCAGUUCAGUGGGACAUAGGUGCAUAAGUUAAGCAGUUAGGUGCCAUUAAUUUCAAUACUCAUUUUUCUUUAUUUUUGGAUUUCAGCCCUACUUAUUAAGAUUUAUGGAUUUACUUUCAUCAUAUGAGCAUCAUGCACAUUUCACUGUCAUUAUUCUUACUUAAAAUUAAGCACAUUUACAAAUCUGUAUAUGUUUCAGGUUUUAUUUUGGAAUAUUAUCCCUGAUUAUUGAUUUAUGUACAGUUUUGCGCAGAGUGCUGUGCUAUGAGAACCAGUGUCGCAAAUGGCUAACGUGAUAGAUAUUGGGUGUACAGAUCCCAUGUUCAAAUCCUGCCUCAGCUGCAAUGCCUACUGAGUGGCCUUGGGCAAGUCACACACCCUCUCAAUCUUAUCUCACAGGGCAUGUCUGAGGCUAAAAUGCUACCCUGGGGAAGAUACAAAUAGAAUAGUCCUCAGGGGACACAGCACGAGUGAUGGCACUUUGAGUGAUGCUGUGGGGAUGCCUUCAGCAAUGAGAAUAAGAAAGAAAAUCAAGUGAUAUGCUGCAUCUCUUCUGGCGAAGCUGCAUAUCUGCUUAAUAGUUGGUAUUCUUUAGCAUAAUAAUCAUAGUUGCUGCCAUAGCAAAAGCACAUUAGUCUUCCAAGUGCAAAGGACCCCAAUAGCAUAUAUGGACACACACACACACUUUAUGAUGAUUUAUAAAUAUUCUGACAAAGGGGGUUCUUUCUCCAUAAUUCCCCAAGUGUUGGCAAUUCUGCACAUGGAUAUUUCUUCAUUCUUAACCUCCACUCCACCUUCCCAAUUCAUCAUCAUUGACAAUAACAAGGGCUGUACCAUAAAUGUCCUGGGAAAGGGUUCUUGCCUUUUCCACAAAUCUAGAAAGUCGUAGGAAUUUUGGGUCUCACCAGAGUGUAAAGAAUACAUGAAACCAAUGCACUGUGAAGUGGAUGAGAGAGCCCUGCCUCUGUCCUCAACCAGCUCUGGGAAAGCAAGAUUUUCUGGCUAUUAAGCUGGCCUGACCAAUAUGAUUUGUUUGGGUGGAAUCCAGAUUUGAAGACGGCAACUAAGGAUGCAGUCCAUGCCCCAUCAGAAAGCUGACCAAGGGACCACUGGAAGUUACUUAAGUCCACACACCUUUCUUGUUCAGUUGGAAGGGGAAGUUAUAGCCUCUGCCUGCUCCUCCUCAUUAAGGGCAUCCUGUUAAAGGGAUCCAGGGUGUGGAUUCUGUGGAUUAUGCCCAGACGUGGGCUAGGGCCAUGCCACGACCCCAACAGGGACCUCUCGGGGUGCCCCUAUUUGAUGUAAGUCAUAGGAGUCCCCCUGUUGGUGGUUUACCCUUAGAUGGACUCCCUGAAGACAGGCAGGAGUCGAAAUAUAGCCUGGCACCACCCAAUGCCUAAGCCAAACCGCUCACAUCUGUAACCAACAAAGUUGUAGCCUAUUUGAUCCCAUAAACUGAAAUGCUCCUGUCCAUGUGUUUAUUAAUCACUAGGGAACUGUGGGUCAUAGGGCCUUGGCACAUGAGUGCUGCUCUGUCAGCAGACAGGGAUGACACUAGCAUCACUGAGAUGGUCCUCUAGCAGUGUUCCACCAGUGGAAUGGGGAAAAAUGGGUCAUAGUGGUAACAGGCUUAAGUCUGGUCAGUGAAAGCAGGGGAGUUAUUGCCUCUUCAAAUAGGCAAUACUGAGGAUCCCAAGCCUUAGGAAUGGUUCUCAUCCAUUGACAUUUCUCUCUUUUUGGCAGCCGGGAAACACACAUCUACCACACGCCAUCUUUCUGCUUUAGUCACCCCAGCUGGGAAGUCUUAUGAAUGCCAGGCUCAGCAGACAAUCACCUUGACCUCCAGCGACCAUCAAAAAUCUGUAGUUCUCUUGCUGUCGGAGGUCCGCCUUCAGCCCUUUGACAUCAGCUCUGAUUUCACCUUCAGUGAAGGUAAGGGUCUUGCGGGUGCUGGGAGAUGUUUGGGUACCAUUUGGAAAGAUGAGGUGGCAGCACUUGGCCAGCAAAGCAGGCAGCUUCCAUGGAAAGCUGGGAUGGACAAGGGACACAACACAUCUUCUUUAUUAUUAUUUUGAAAGAAUAAGUUAUCCUGUCCAGAAUCUCAGACAAAGGCUAAGAAUAGCAUUCCUUCAGCUAGGAACAAGCAGAUUUCCCCCAUCCCAUUAUUAUCUUAUAAUGGAUGCUUUUUCCAUCAAGGACCAUUGACUCACAAAUAAAAUCAUUUGUGGGCACAAACAAGUGUUCACUAAGUGUAUUAAUUUAUAACUUAAUUGUAUUACAGGUUCUUAAUUUCUAAAAAUAAAUGGCAUAAAUAAAUACAAAUACUAUAAUGGCUGGGAAUGGCUAAGUUGCCUGGUCCUGAAGAUGCAUUAGGUUGAGGACAAUAAUUGUUCCUGGAGAAGGAGGCAGGUGAAGACAUGCUCCUACUUCUUCAAUUGAGUAGAUCUUAUUUACUUCUAACUUUUUUUGUUGGAGCAAUAGUGCCAAUCACUGGGCUGUAUGGAAGCAAGAUUCAACAGUGAAGAAUUCUGAAACUCCUGGGGGGGGCAGCUGAAUAAGCAGGGGGGUUGGCACCUGGUCUUUGUGUUGGAGGUGUUGUCCCCAAAACCCAUUGCAAGGGCUUAGACUGCCCUACAUUCUACAACCUGCUUUUCUGUUUAACGUGGAUAAUUUUUAACAUGAUUCCCCCGCCCUUAGUUUUCCAUUCAUAGCUGAAAGUGCUUUGUGGUUGUGACCGAGGAAUCUAUAUUGCUCACUUCUCAUAACCAAUCACUAUUUUGGCAAAAUGCCACAGCCAAAAGGGCAAUGUCCAAAUCCUUUGCUUCACCUUCUUCAGUCCUGCUCUAAAUUUUCUGAGCAGUAAACCAUUUCCAAUGUCUUUAGCCAACUGCCUUUCUUAUAGAAUAGAUAUUGUAGAUACAGUGGUACCUCUGGAUGCGAAUGGGACCCAUUCCGGAGCCCCGUUCGCAUCCUGAAGCGAACGCAACCCGCAUCUGCAUGUGCGUGGGUCAUGAUUCACAGCGUCUGCGCAUGCAUGUGACAUCAUUUUGAGCAUUUACGCAUGCAGGAGCGGUGAAACCCGGAAGUAAUGCGUUCCGUUACUUCCGGGUCACCAUGGAGCGCAACCCAAAAACGCUCAACCUGAAGCUACUUUAACCCGAGGUAUGACUGUACUCCUUUUGUCAUAAACUACUCAUGGCAGAAAAAAAGUGGAAGGUUUCAGGUUUACGAAAUGUUCUGGAUUUCCAUAUGAUUAUAUAUAUGAAGGUGGAAAUUUGUUAAUUGUUGGCAUGAGUGUCAAAGUCUUAUAUGCACAGGUAGAAACAAAACAUAAGAAGGACCCUGUUGCAUUACAUCAAGGGUCCUGUUAGUCCAGCAUCCACUGUCCAAUAGCAACCAACCAAUGGCUUCUGGGAAUCCCAGGUGUAGGAAAUCAAGGCAAGACCCCUUCCUUAUUUUGACCCUAGCAAUGGGUAUUCAGAGGUACUCAGACUCUCAACACAGAUAUUCAUUUUAUCUAUCAUGGCAAAUAGCCAUUGCCAGACCUAUCUAUCUAAUCUGAACAUUUAGUUUUAUCAUGCAUAUUUCUUCCUUUAAAAAACCAACAAAAUUAUGUAUACUGUGUUUUGAUAAGUUAUAGGUUGACUUGUUUUUAAUGAAUAUCUUAUAUUGUUUUAUGUCAACUGCUUAAAGGUCUUGAUAAUUAGAUGGUAUAUAAAUCCUGUUAAUUUUUAAAAGUCCAUCCUACUUUUAAAGCUGUCUGGGCCAGUCACCAUUACUAUAUCUCCUGGCAGUGAACUCCACAAAUUAAUUAAGUGUUGCAAAAAUAAGUUAUUUCUACUUUCUGCUCUGAAACUACUGCCCAUCAGUUUAACUCAGUGACCCCGAGGGUUAAUGCGAACACUGAAGACUAGGGUUAAGGACUCUUGUGCACCACUUAGGAUUCUAUGCACAACUGACCUUGGCAGCCUGUUUUUCCUUAAUGAUAAAAUUACAAACUAUGUCAAUUUCAAAGGGAAGGCACUCCAGGAUGAGUGGGAGAAGCAUUCUUGCAUUACUUUGUUAUUUUCAGGGCUGCCCGUUAAAUGAUUUCCUUCCUAUUGUUUCCAGUGGAAGGGAAAAUACUUACAGCAGUUCCAGGACUGGCAUAUGUUUCCCCCUGUUUCAGUGACAUGUUGGGGAACUGGAAGGCCAUGCAUCUUUUCGAUCAGUUCCUUCCCCCAGUGUCAGGGAAUCCGAUCCCGCCACGGUAGGCUGCCAGGAAUAGUUAGACAAGGAAAGCUCGUACCAACGUCUUUUAUUCAAUAUUCACAGAGAGAGGCUUGGAAAUGUAGCCUCUUGGAGUAAUGGCGUUGUUCUGUGAAAACUUCACCCUCCUUCUCUCCUCAGUCGUCAGCAGCAGCACUCACCUUAUGGUGGCCUCUUAGGGCCAUUUGCCUCCGAGUCCUUUGCUCUCCUACUUUCAAUGUUUGCCGGGUUCUGGGAGAAGAAGGGUUUGGAAUGCUUUCUAGUUAUCAUGUGUCAGCCAGCUGCUCUGGCUCUGCUUCCCCCGCCUCUUCUCUCAUUAUUUCCCAACUUUGCCCCUCAUCUACCUCUGAGCCGUGACCAUCUGCAAACCACUACUGUAAAUCUAUACUGUCUUCCUCUUCUCUGGAAGGUUCAGGAAGAGGGGGAAGCGGUCUCCACCAGUCAUCCGACGAUGUCCAGUCCCUGACACCCAGUCUGCUCUGAUAUUCCCUCAUGCAGCCUUUUCCCCCUGCAUGUGAACUUCCUGGAGCCAUCAUGGCCAUUGCAGGAAACAGGAUGCUUGACUGGAUGGGCCAGUGUUCUGAUCCAGAAGGAUUAUACCUAUGUUCUCCAAGCUGUCCAAUUUCUUACUUAACCAUAGAGCUCACAGGUUGACUCUGGGCCAUAUUUUUGAAUUCAGUAUGGCUUACGCCACAGGGCUGUUGUGGGAAUAUUGUAUGUGUUGCCUUGAGCUCUUUUUAUGGGAAAGAGUCCAUUUUGUUGCAUAUAAGCUCAUGUUUACUGGUACAGAAAAUAACUCUCUCUCUGUCUCGCUGCCCCUCCCUGUUUUCUGUUCAUUUAUAUUGCAGAACAUAAGUGCCCAGUAGACCAAAGAGAACAGUUAGAAGAAACCCUUCCUCUCAUUCUGGGCUUGAUCUUGGGACUUGUUAUUGUGAUCACUCUCGGCGUUUACCAUCUCCACCUCAAAAUGACUGCUAGUCAAGUCCAAAUCCCACGAGACAGAUCUGAGUACAAACAUAUGGGAUAG
Molecule: messenger RNA, 9585 nt
Organism: Podarcis lilfordi (Lilford's wall lizard)
Lineage: Eukaryota; Metazoa; Chordata; Lepidosauria; Squamata; Lacertidae
Source: the annotation of a GenBank genome assembly